Messenger RNA from Drosophila persimilis, 1888 nucleotides. RefSeq names its product gonadotropin-releasing hormone receptor (gene AkhR). Gene Ontology annotation, molecular function: peptide binding; G protein-coupled receptor activity; adipokinetic hormone receptor activity. Gene Ontology annotation, biological process: G protein-coupled receptor signaling pathway. The coding region runs from base 91 to 1512 and encodes 473 amino acids. Gene Ontology annotation, cellular component: membrane. NCBI's taxonomy places the organism in Eukaryota, Metazoa, Arthropoda, Insecta, Diptera, Drosophilidae. The transcript has 6 exons. The record is from RefSeq and is a predicted model, not a curated record.
AAAUAAAAGAUAAAAACAAUAUAAAAAAAAACACACACAAAAAUACAGCAGCGAAAGUGAUACGAUUGAGUUCGCUUAAUCGGUGGGAAGAUGGCCCAUUCUGGUGAAAUAAAUGAGGUUGUCUAUGAUCAUCGCAUACUCAAGGAUUGGUCCAACGUGAACAAUACCAACGGCACCAUGCACCUCUCCAAGGAUAUGAUCUUCAACGAUGGCCAUCGUCUGUCCAUCACAGUCUACAGCAUACUCUUUGUGAUCUCAACAAUUGGCAACAGCACAGUGCUGUAUCUGCUGACGAAGCGGCGACUGCGUGGUCCCUUGCGGAUUGAUAUCAUGCUAAUGCAUUUGGCCAUUGCCGAUCUAAUGGUGACGUUGCUGCUGAUGCCGCUGGAGAUUGCGUGGGCCUGGACAGUCCAAUGGCGCUCCACCGACCUGAUGUGCCGUCUCAUGAGCUUCUUUCGCGUGUUCGGACUGUACUUGUCCAGCUUUGUGAUGGUCUGCAUAUCGCUAGACAGAUACUAUGCCAUACUGAAGCCGCUGCAACGAUCCUACAACCGGGGACGCAUCAUGCUGGCCUGCGCCUGGAUGGGCUCUGUCAUCUGCAGCAUUCCGCAGGCCUUUCUCUUCCAUCUGGAGGAGCAUCCCGUGGUCCGGGGCUACUUUCAGUGCGUCACAUUCCACUCGUUUGUGAGCGACUUUGACAACUGGCUGUAUCAGAUAGCCACGAUGUGCGCCAUGUAUGCCUUUCCAUUGAUCGUCUUCAUCUACUGCUAUGGGGCCAUCUAUCUGGAGAUCUACCGCAAGAGCCAGCGCGUCCUCAAGGACGUGAUUGCCGAGAGGUUCCGUCGCUCCAACGAUGACGUCUUAAGUCGGGCCAAAAAGCGCACUCUCAAGAUGACCAUCUCGAUUGUGAUUGUGUUCAUCAUCUGCUGGACGCCGUACUACACCAUCUGCAUGUGGUACUCCCUGGACAAGACGUCGGUGGACAAGGUCAACUCUCUGGUGCGCAAGGCUCUCUUCAUCUUCGCCUCGACCAACUCCUGCAUGAAUCCCCUGGUCUAUGGGCUCUACAACAUUCGCGGACGCAUGAACAAUAACAACAAUGUGUCGGUAAACAACAGGCAUACAUCGCUCUCGAAUCGCCUGGACUCUUCCAAUCAACUCAUGCAGAAGCCGGCUGCGGCCAACAACAAUUCUCUGGCCAAUAGACAUGGCACUGUGAUGGCCGCUGCGGUGGCGGCCACAACGAAGUUGGCCCAUGUUGUGGGCCUCAAGAGCAACGGAUCCAAUGGCUCUGCCGUCGACACCACAGCCCUUUCCAUUGCCUCUGCUCCGCCCCUGCCGCUGCCCCAGCCCCAGCCCCUGCCGGCCACCGCACCCCUGGCCAGCGACGAUGCCGAUGGGGAUAAUGAUGAUUCCAGUGUCAGUGUUGUCACCAUCAGGUGCCAGGAGCCACCCAGGAUCUGCCACAAUUGUGGCGACUCCAUUGAACUGGUCAGUGCGGCGGAUAAGUAGACGACGAAGCCCCUCCACAUGGAUCGUUUAAGGGGUAUGGGAUGGCAUCUGCUACUGUUCGGCUUGGAACAAAGGGCUCCCAGCCAGCUUCGUAUACUCGUAGAUUCUUUUUGUAUUUGCAUUUAGCUAGCCACAAAAUUCAAAUGUUAUCGAGACAACAAAAUGCGAGUGGCCGAUCGUACAGCUUUGGUCAAGGGCCAACAAAAAAAAAAAAAACAAAUCUAAAUAUCGCAGAAAUAAAAAAUUAAGACGCUUAAGACGUAAUAUCGCGUACUAUUAGAGAUACUCUAGUUAGUUGGCUUAUUGCUUAAUUUAAAUUAAUUUAUUCAUUAAAACAAAACGACACUAAACGAAAGCCGUAAACCAAAUAAAAAUA